GCCGGCCGCUGCGGCACUCGCUCGCGCGCGCCCGCAUCGAUCGCUCGUGUCCCGCGCAGCUCAGCAGCUCCCGUCAGUGUCCAGCCGCCGCCGCCGCUCGGUCCCAACAAACAGUUUGCUACGGUGAGACCGAACAGAAGUGAGCGCUACUCGCUAACACAAGCAUGAGGAACACCUUGUACAUAGUGGCGCUGUGCGCUCUGCUCAGCGUGCAGGCGGCGCCCGCGCCGGAGCCCGCCGCGCAGCCCGACCCGCAGCCCGACCCGCAGCCCGACCCGCAGCCCGCCGCGCAGCCCGACCCACAGCCCGACCCCGCCGGCGACGACCGCCCCGAAAUCAUCGAGAUCAUCGCGCCCGCUGCCAGCGCGCAGGAAACCCUGGCGACGUUGAACCUCGGCGCGCCCGGCUCCGAGCUCAGCGAGAGGAACAAGAGAACUAUUGGAAUCCUCCGACAGCUGUUCCCUUCUCUGACGCAGAUAAUCGAACAGAAGGUACAGCAACUAACGAGCAUGGUGCUGCAAACGUUCGGGCCCGUGGUGCUGCGCCUGUUCCUCGGGAACCGGAACGGCGGCGGCAACACCGGCGGCGGCACCGUCGAGCUAGACGACGACGACGACGAUGACGAUGAUGACGACGAGCCCACCAGCAGCACCAGCGCGCCCGCGUCCACCAGCACCGCCGGCGCCAGGCGGCGGCGCGCGCUCUACUUCCUGCCGAACGCGAUCGCGGAGGAGAGCCAGCUGCUGUCGGGCGCCGAGUCGCAGCAGGCGGAGGUGCGCGUCGCGUUCGGCGAGGGCGACCAGCAGCCCGCCGCCAGCGAUGACCAGCAGACCGCCGCGCAGACCAACCAGGCCAGCAUCGACGAGAUCACGCUCGACGACGCUGACAACAGCGAAGAAAACAGAAAUAAGAGGUUCCUGAGCUUCGGCGGCGCCGGCGGCGGCUCCGGCGGCGGCUCCGGCAACUUCCUCUUCGACAUCGUCAGGCUGGUGGCCGGCUCCUCGUCCGGCUCGUCGGGCGGCGACGCGGGCGCCGGCGCUGAUGGCGACGACGCGGGCGCCGCCAAGGGUGACAACCUGACGGAGGGCGUGCCCGGCCCCAUCACGAGGCUGUUCAUCAUCGCCAACCGCGGCAUCGCCAACCUCAUCCAGGACCUCAUCCUGCGUAUCGCGCAGACCUCCGAGAGAAUAGUUAACUUCAAGGCGCGACUGAUCACCUCCAUUAUUUAAUGCGCCUGCGUGUAGAACAAUAUCCUAGUUAGGUAGUAGUGUAGAGGCCAGCGGCCAGAAGCCGCGAGUGCGCGCGCGGCGUGACGCACGAGGCGCUGCGGCACGCCGCGAGCCGCUGCGACACGCCUGCGGCACGCCGGCGGCACGUCUGCGGCACGCCGGCGGCACGUCUGCGGUGCGCCGGCGGGGCGCGCACGGGGCGGCGGCGUGGCGCGGCCCGAGGACCGCCCGGCGCCGCCGCCGUUCCUGCUCAAGCUUUUUUUUAUACCGCGAUAUUCUCGAUUCGUUUUUACGUUUGUAAAUAUGUAUUAUAGCGGAAUUUGUAUAAAAUAAAUAAAUAGUUAAAUUAUUAUUA
Helicoverpa zea (corn earworm) is the source of this 1584-nucleotide messenger RNA. RefSeq names its product synaptonemal complex protein 4. The record is from RefSeq and is a predicted model, not a curated record. The transcript has 7 exons. The coding region runs from base 165 to 1229 and encodes 354 amino acids. NCBI's taxonomy places the organism in Eukaryota, Metazoa, Arthropoda, Insecta, Lepidoptera, Noctuidae.